This is a messenger RNA of Octodon degus (degu), 1025 nucleotides long. It is a transcript of the gene Aasdhppt, whose product is annotated as aminoadipate-semialdehyde dehydrogenase-phosphopantetheinyl transferase. The record is from RefSeq and is a predicted model, not a curated record. Gene Ontology annotation, cellular component: cytosol. Gene Ontology annotation, molecular function: magnesium ion binding; holo-[acyl-carrier-protein] synthase activity. NCBI's taxonomy places the organism in Eukaryota, Metazoa, Chordata, Mammalia, Rodentia, Octodontidae. The transcript has 6 exons. Bases 57 to 986 code for a protein of 309 amino acids.
GGGGCGGGGCCACGCUGGCGUCGGCGCCAUCGACGGGAGGCUCGCUUGCUGUGUGCAUGGUUUUCCCCGCCAAACGCUUCCGCUCGCUGCCAUCCAUGGAAGGCGUGCGCUGGGCCUUUUCCUGCGGCACUUGGCUGCCGAGCCGAGCCGAAUGGCUGCUGGCGGUGCGAUCGAUCCAGCCGGAGGAGAAGGAGCGCAUUGGCCAGUUCGUCUUUGCCCGGGACGCUAAGGCCGCCAUGGCUGGUCGUCUGAUGAUAAGGAAAUUAAUUGCAGAGAAGUUGAAUAUUCCGUGGAAUAAUAUUCGUCUGCAAAGAACUGCAAAAGGAAAACCAGUUCUCGCAAAGGACUCUAUGAACCCUUAUCCCAACUUCAAUUUUAACAUUUCCCAUCAAGGGGACUACGCGGUGCUGGCUGCAGAACCUGAGCUACAAGUUGGAAUUGAUGUCAUGAAGACUAGUUUUCCAGGUCGUGGUUCAAUUCCAGAAUUUUUUCACAUUAUGAAAAGGAAGUUCACGAGCAAAGAAUGGGAAACAAUCAGAAGCUUCAAGGAUGAGUGGACUCAGCUGGACACGUUCUACAGGAACUGGGCACUGAAAGAAAGCUUCAUUAAAGCCCUUGGUGUUGGACUGGGAUUUGAAUUGCAACGGCUUGAAUUUGACAUCUCCCCAUUAAACCUGGACAUAGGCCAGGUUUAUAAAGAAACACGUUUGUUCCUGGAUGGAGAGGAAGAAAAAGAGUGGGCGUUUGAGGAAAGCAAAAUAGAUGAGCACCAUUUUGUUGCAGUAGCUCUUAGGAAACCUGAUGGAUCUAGACAAAAGGAUGUGCCUUCUUCAGAUGACUCGAAGCCAUCCCAGAGGCAGUUUACUAUCCUUACCUUUAAUGAUUUAAUAUCAUCUGCUAUUCCCAUGACACCUGAAGAUCCUUCAUUUUGGGACUGUUUUUACUUUACAGAAGAAAUUCUAAUUCGGAAUGGUACAAAAUCAUGAUACGAUUCACUAUGUAAUGAAAGCAGGUGACGACUGUUU